UUAGAAGGCUGUCCGGUUUAUAAUUGCACUAAUGAAGGCCCAAGCUGUUUCCGGGCUGCUUUGUUUUUGGUUGGGGGCUCUCAGUGACAAAGAGUGUCAUUCUCAGUGGUGGCGUCCACCCUGUGGAAUGCCCUCCCACCAGAUGUCAAGCAAAUAAACUACUAUCUGACUUAUAAAAGACAUCUGAAGGCAGCCCUGCUUAGGGAAGCUUUUAAUGUUUGAUGUUUUAUCGUGUUUUUACUAUUCUGCUGGGAGCCGCCCAGAGUAGCUGGGGAAACCCAGCCAGAUGGGUGGGGUAUAAAUAAUAAAUUCUUAUUCUUAAAAAUUAAUUGCAUAUUUAUUCACAAUCCACUGAAAACGGUUUAGUUUAAUUAAUUCAGCAAAAGGGAUGGACUUGAUGCCAGCUUUUCAAAGUCCCCACUACUGCCCCUUUCCUCUUAGCAAUCCCCGCAGGUAAUCACUCUGCCCCACCCCCAGUGGGAGGCCCCACCCACUUUGAGAACUGCUGACUUAACCCAUCUUUCUCUAGUUGUCUCUAGUUUCAAUGAAUCACGCUCCCUUAAUACUACAUUGUCUUUAUUCUAUGACUCACAAUCUACUCCCAUCAUUAUGACGGCUGUUCCUGCCUGUUUAUAUGCUUUGUUUGUCUGAUGCUAUUUGGUCUUCUUGAAGUGCAAAGAAGGGGAAAGAGAUGGGGAGCAAACUUUGGAAAGUCCGACAAUCAUCCCUGCAGCCUUAGAGCAGCAGCAGCAGCAGCAGCCGCCUGCCCACCCACAAAUGCACACACAGCUUUGAUUGACAAGUGUUGAAUGGGAAGACUCUAGUAGCCAUGUUCUUGUUGUCUUGCAGCUUUGUCCAAGGCGAACCUGCUGGACCCAGAUGGGUUUAAACUCCAGAGGGUGGUGAGCAAGCUUUUCACAAGACUUGGAACCCAACAUUCUCCUUUCCUAUUUAAUUUGAGAAAACCAAAAUUUCCCAUUACAUAGGGAUACUGUGAACAACAGCUUGUUCUGACCGAUGUUGUUGUUGUUGUUAUUUAUUAAAUUUAUAUACAGCCUGUCAGGGAUUAUUGUGACUACUCCUGAGUAACGACCUUCCACAUGCCUGUCUUUCAAAAGUCUUUAUUAGUCCUCAUUAUUUACGGUGUAGUGAGCGGUCGGUUUCAUGUCUCCUCAUUCCGAAUCAGAAUCCGGCACUGCCCCCUUCCGCGAUUUGGACCAACAUAAAAGCCUCGGGACACUGAAUCUCCUCCCCUUUCUCCUCCUCCUCAAUUCCGGAGUCGGGGGGGGGGAGGGUCUGCGUUCUGCCUGCGUCCUCUCCUCUCUUUCCCUCUCCCUCCUCUUCCUGCCUGUGGAGCAGGGGCUCCUGGAUGUUGCCAGAGGUCUGGCACUCCCUUUCCGUCUCCUGACUUUCCUCAUCCGUCCCUUCGCUUUCAUGACUGCUUGGAGAUGGGCUGCUUCUGAUGAGGGGGGGCCUGUUCUCUAUAAGCCCUUCCCCCCCCCCCCGACUUUGAUGAAGCCCUUCAUCAAAAGAUCUCAGGGUGGUUCACAGAAUGAAAUACAAGAUAAACCUGGUUGCCAAAUUCUGCACCAGAUGAACCAGACGUAGGCAGCCCUACGUAUAAUGCAUUGCAGUAACCCAACCAGAACAUAGACAACAGAAAUUAGGCUACCCUUGUCCAGAUAAGGGUGUAGCUGGGCCACCAGCCGAAGCUGAUGGAAGGCAUUCUAUGGCAGGGGUUCCCAACAAAAUUUUCUUGAGGACCCCCCACCGAGCCGCUAUUGUGACAAGGACCCCCAUUAAUUCCUAAUCCUAAAAUUAAAAAGUGAGAGCCAAAUUAAGAGUCUUUUUAUAUUGUAUAUUUAUACGUUUUUACAGUUACAACAGAGUACUCCAUCAGUAUACAGUUAGUUUUAAUUUUCAGUUCUUAAUGAGAUGAGUUAAAUCUGUCCUUUGGGUCCAUUAUUUCUGAAAUAUUAGGUUCCAAACUUGAAACUUUCACUCUGAAAUCCGACCGCAUGUCGAGCCGAUUCCUAUAUUUGUUUUUCAUGAAACACAUGGAAGAAAAUGCUUGCUUUGUUUACAAACACUACUGUUUUGCAAAGAGGCAGCGCACGCCAGGGAGGAGGGAGGGGAAUGGAGAAGACGGGGUAUCUGCGCAGUAGCGCACAAAUGAAGCCAACACGUGCAAAGCAUCUUGGGGAGGUGAGCGUUAGUAGAAUGCGCACGCUGCCUCUUUGCAAAACAGCAGUGUUUGUAAAGCGCCACCUAACGGCAUACAGCAGAACUACUGCCUCUAUCUAAUUCUAGUUUUGUGCUAGACUCUGCUCAUGCAGGAAGCGGCCAAAACAAAAAUCUGUUAUCAUACAAAAUAUAUUUAAUAUAUUUUUUAUUCUAAUAGCAUCUUGCGGACCCCUCUGGCAUAGCUCGCGGACCCCUGGGGGUCCCCGGACCACCUGUUGGGAACCACUGCUCUAUGGCACUGAGGCCACCUGAGCCUCAAGUGACAGCAGAGGAUCCAGGAGGACCCCCAAGCUACAAACCUGCUCCUUCAGAGGAAGUGUAACCCCAUCAAGAACAGCCACACAGAUGGAUCCCAAUGAACUGCAGGAUCUUUUCCAGGAUACAUCGGCCAGCGUCUUCCGAAUUAAUGCCAAUGUGACCUCUCUGGAAAGGAGUCUUAAGUCCCUGGGGACGCCAAACGACACGCCGGAACUCCGCGAUGGCCUGCACACGACUCAACAAGAGACCAACAAAACCAUCACAACAUGCACAAAUGCCAUCCGACAGCUGUCUGAGGUCAUCAGAGGUUCUUCGAGGCAAGAACGACUUCAGUUGGACCGGCUGAAGAACCAGCUCUCUGAUGCCAUUCAGCGAUAUGGAACGGUGCAAAAGAAAAUCGCCGAGAAGUCAAAAGCUCUGCUUCCCAAGGGACAGAGUAGUAGGAAGCAGCAAAGUCCCAGGACCCCUUUCUCUAACCUGGCGGAUGAUGAAAAGAUCUUCAGCGGCGGAGACAGUGUGUGGAUGGAACAGAACCAGGAGCAUGCCCUGCUCUCCGAAAUCACAGAGGAGGACCUGGAGGUCAUCCGCCAGCGAGAAGAAGCCAUCCAGCAGAUUGAGAGUGAUAUGUUGGAUGUAAACCAGAUCAUCAAGGACCUGGCCUCUAUGGUAUAUGAGCAGGGUGACACAAUAGAUAGCAUUGAAGCCAACAUCGAGACUGCCUCCUCGAAUGUACAAUCUGCCAAUGAGCAGUUGGCCAAGGCCAGCCAACACCAACGACGAGCCAGGAGGAUCAAGUGCUGCGUCCUACUCUCCGGCCUGGCAGUUCUUCUGGUCAUCAUCAUAAUCAUCUCUGUUUCGGUCAAGAAUUAAACCCUGCAGGUUUUCCCAGCCCAUAGGCAUGCCAACUUGGAAUGUGCAAAAUAUAGCACUCUGUAUCCACAGAUAAUGUCCAUUCUGCAGCAGAAUCACCGCAAAUCUAUGCAGUUAUUCAAGCAACCUUUCGCAGCUCGGUGUAGAUCCAAAGUAACGCAGCUUGUACUUGAGAAGGGACUGCAGUCUUGAACGCCACCAAUUGGGGGGGGCACAUUUACUAAGGGGAUUAAUGUAUAUGUAUCUGUGCAUUUUAAAAUAUAUAUUAUCUGUUUCUGAAUUGGUAUGGGUUCUCUCUGUUUUUAUCCAUGCUUCCCUUUCCGUGCCACUCUGUAGAAAAUAAAGCUCUGUAUUACCCACUCACUAUAAUGGGAAAAAAUAAAAAAUGGCUGACUUUUCCUCUUUUGGCCAAAGCGUGUGAAAUGUGCAGGCACAGAGGACCCCACCCCCGAAUAGAUCUAGCCUGCCUAAUUGCAGACAAAUAGGUCCUGGGGCUUUUUGUGGGGGAACUAGAAGGGAUGUGCUUUCCUCCAUAAUCCCUUAUGACAGGCAUGUCAAACCUGCGGCCCUCCAGAUGUUUUGGCCUACAACUCCCAUGAUCCCUAGCUAGCAGGACCAGUGGUUGGGGAAGAUGGGAACUGUAGUCCAAAACAUCUGGAGGGCCGCAGGUUUGACAUGCCUGCCUUAUGAGGUGGGAGGGUAGUGGGGUUUUCUUUUUCUUUCUUACCUUAAAAUAAUUACCUUCCAAGACAACAAUGCCCACUCAGAAUACAAAGAACUCAUAACCCACCUACUGUCAGCAACCAGAAACAUCAUAACCAGACAUUGGAAAGACCUGUCAGGGGUAAACAUGAACCAAUGGUAUCAAGUAGUAUGGGAAACAGCCCUACUAGAAAAACUAACCAGUAAGCUGAAACUGACACGGGGACUAACGGAAGAAAACACCUUCACCACAAUAUGGUUCCCCUUCAUCACCUACACAGCCCAACAAGGCAACAACAAAAACCUACCGUCAGCAUACAAAUCAAUAUGGUUAAACUAACCAAAACCCCCACCCACCCCACUCACACAAGAAACCAAAGACC
Molecule: messenger RNA, 4457 nt
Organism: Zootoca vivipara (common lizard)
Lineage: Eukaryota; Metazoa; Chordata; Lepidosauria; Squamata; Lacertidae
Source: RefSeq, a predicted model, not a curated record